Danio rerio (zebrafish) is the source of this 1230-nucleotide messenger RNA. It is a transcript of the gene ppcs, whose product is annotated as phosphopantothenoylcysteine synthetase. Gene Ontology annotation, biological process: coenzyme A biosynthetic process. Gene Ontology annotation, molecular function: phosphopantothenate--cysteine ligase activity. Lineage: Eukaryota; Metazoa; Chordata; Actinopteri; Cypriniformes; Danionidae. The record is from RefSeq and is marked provisional.
GCACUUUCAAUCAUAAUAAGUUGUAGGAACUGCUCCUGCCGAUCUGUCACACACUCAGUUCAAGUUUAUAAGGGUCAUUCGCAAAGGAAAUAUUUUGGUCCGCAGGUUAUUUGUGAGUGAGCAAACAGGUUUGCCAUGGCCCACUCCAACCCCUCAGCCUCAAGUGCAGAAGACAGAGGACUGUCUGAAGAGUUUGCAGUCCCCUCUCACGUGGAGGAGGUUAAGAAACUCAUGGCAGACUUUGCCAAACAUCAUGGGUCGGCUGGCCGCAGAGUAGUCCUCAUUACCUCUGGAGGAACAAAAGUACCUCUGGAAUCCCGAACGGUCCGAUUCCUGGACAACUUCAGCAGUGGUCGGCGAGGGUCAUCUUCUGCUGAGUAUUUUCUGGACUCGGGCUAUGCAGUGAUUUUCCUGCACAGGCAUCGUUCUCUCUAUCCAUACACUCGCUUAUACACAGGGGUCAAUAUACUGGACAGCCUACAAUUAGAGACUGAUAAAGGGGACACUGGUCAUGUACUGGUUAAUAAGGAAGCACUUCCAAACAUUGCCAAGGUUUUAAAGCGCUAUCAGGCGGUGAAAGUGUCUGGAUUACUACUUCCAGUGGAGUUCAACACAUUGUCUGAGUACCUCCAUCUUCUCAAAGCUGCAGCCCAAGCUUUAAGCUCCAUUGGGUCCAAGGCUAUGUUUUAUUUGGCUGCUGCCGUUUCUGAUUUCUACAUCCCAGCGUCUGAAAUGCCAGAACACAAAAUUCAGUCCUCGAAUGGGCCACUUCAGAUAAGUAUGAAGAUGGUUCCCAAGAUGCUGUCUCCACUGGUGAAGGACUGGGCUCCUCAGGCGUUUGUCAUCUCUUUCAAGUUGGAAACGAACCCCUCCAUCCUUCUGGAGAAAGCACGGCGUGCAUUAGAAACCUACAACCACCAGGCUGUGGUUGCGAAUGUUCUUGACACACGUCGCGGUUAUGUAGUCGUGGUCACCAAAGACACUCAAUACGAGCUGCUCCUUACAGACGAGGAAGUGCAGAAAGAGGCCGAGAUUGAGGACAAGAUCGUCACUAACCUGACCGCUGCUCACAGUCAGUUUAUAUCUCAACAAAUAUAAAAAACCUUGCUGCGAUUGCAUUGCAUGUAGACUCAAGUUGCUCUAUGCGGCAGAUCUAGCAUCAAGUUUUUUUGUUGUAUUCUAACAAUCAUGCUUCAAAUUUAAAAAAUAAAGUUGAUUCUGGAAAGCUGG